UUUCUCAUACCAUUAAUGAAGGAUAAUUUUGUAAACCAACUUAUAAUUUCUCUUUUCCAUACAACAUUAAUUAAUUACAUUUCUUAACUUGUGUAAUUUGACCAGUAACUUACUCCGUCCCAAAAUAUAAGCAAAAAUGAGUCAAAGAAACUUGAUGUAUUUGGUUAAAGAUUUGGACCAAAUACAUUCACUUUUGUUGACCAAUUUUUGCUUAUAUUUUAGGACGGAGAGAGUAUUUUGGAACGGAGUAGUAUUGUUUUCUCCUUAAAUUAUUAUUAAUUUGGGGAUGAGUAGUAAUAAUGAGAUGCAGCAUAAUCUCGUAGCAUCUUAGGUAUCUUCUGUGAGAUCCCAUUCCAUUGGCAGUCCCCACUUGUGAUGUUCUUUGUUUCUUCUUUCAACAUAAAUAACUUGUUCUUUCACUACCACUCUCAUUCAUCACACACACACCCGCAACUCCACCAACUAUUACAAUACCAAAGAUGAACGUGUUACAGAAUUCUCCCCAUGCCCAAGCUCUAGCCUUCAACAACAUCAGCUUGGAUUUCUUCAACAAUUUUUGGGCAUGGCUCGCCGUCAUCUUCUGGAGGAUCCGAACCCCCAAACCCGAAUUACUUAAGGAGGUGUUGGAGCCUUGUCAUGAUGAUGAUGAUGAUGAUGAUGAUAAUGGUGGUCGUCCGACCACGUGUGUUCACAGUGUCUCUGAGGAUGUUGUCGGAAUCACGAAGGGAAAGAUGAAGUUUACCUCGUAUUAUUACGAGGAUGAUCAUCAUGAUCAUGAUGACAUUGAAAAUGAAUGCAAGAAGAUCGAUGAGACGUUACCGGAGGAAUUAUUGGGAUGGUGGGAGAGAUGGGAAAAGUUGUUGAGGACAAGAACGGGAGAAAACGAGAAUGGUUGGUACAAGUGCCAAGAUUUAACAGUGUUUAAUGGCAACGUUGUUAGAUUUUGGGAUGAUGCCGAUCGAGAAAGCUGGUAAUAAUAGUAAUCACUAAUUAGAUGGAUUAGAUAGAAUAAUACUAGACUCGAUCAGAAAUAUAAAUCACGUUAUUAUGUGGUGUAUUAUUUGAUUGGGUUGUUAUUGAAAAUUGUAUAUACAUGGUACUGGUACUGGGUUAAUUAAUUUGGAUGAUGUAUUAUAUCAUGAUCGGUUGAUAUAUAUAUACUACUACUAGUAAUCCUUAUGAAAAGAAAAACCUCAUUCAUUAUGCUUUUGGUCUCAAAUUUGUAACUCAGAAUGUUAAUGUAGAGCACAGCACAACAACUCAUUAGUUCUGCGCAAAUUAUCCUUUUGAUUAUCAACCAUAUGUAUAUAUCCUAGUGGUCACAAAUAAUGAGACAUAUAUGGUACCAUGAUCAAGUGGACAUUGCUAAUUAAAUUUUGCCCGAAUAACACAAACUUAUGCUGUUCGAAAAUAACCAAUAGGAUAACCGCAUCUCUGCAUCAAUGGUAGUAAAUGAAAACAAAAUUUGAGUAAUAUAUUCCGGGAGGAUCAUUGAGAAUAUGCCAAUAUAUACUAGUUAGGUUUAUGGGUCCAAUAAUUGUCCAAUAGAUUUGUGGAUUGCCUUGUUGGGUCCGGUGGAAGAUCAUCUACAUUGAGCUCAGAGCAAUGAUACAAGUGAGUUGAACCUCACACUUUUAUCCAAAAUCUUGAAGUAUGAUGUUUAUGGAUCAUGUGUUCAACCUUCUCUUUAAUUUGUAAGUAAUGUGAAACUUAACUCACGUCAUACUUGCCACAACAUGUCUUUCACAUGUAGCAUAUAUGCAUCCAACCCCGACCCAAAAGUUUUGUCCGAUGACAAAUAUCAUUUGAAACUCAUACAUAACUUUGAGUUUCCAAGUUUAAAUUUUAACAAAAUACUUGGUCUAAUAAUAUGAAUAUUAGCAUCGUAAAUAAGUCCUAUAUAUUUAAGCUUUAGAAGAUGCGAAAAGGUAAUGAAUUGAAGUUAAACAAUUGUUGUGGGCAAUUUUGUUGAUGUGUGGUGAAUAUUGAAGUUAAACAAUGAGUAUCUUU
This is a messenger RNA of Trifolium pratense (red clover), 2010 nucleotides long. RefSeq lists its product as uncharacterized. The record is from RefSeq and is a predicted model, not a curated record. Bases 480 to 974 code for a protein of 164 amino acids. Lineage: Eukaryota; Viridiplantae; Streptophyta; Magnoliopsida; Fabales; Fabaceae. The transcript has a single exon.